Molecule: messenger RNA, 1410 nt
Organism: Stegastes partitus (bicolor damselfish)
Lineage: Eukaryota; Metazoa; Chordata; Actinopteri; Pomacentridae
Gene: hmx2
Product: H6 family homeobox 2
Exons: 2
Coding region: 56-877 (273 amino acids)
Biological process (GO): regulation of transcription by RNA polymerase II
Cellular component (GO): nucleus
Molecular function (GO): DNA-binding transcription factor activity, RNA polymerase II-specific; RNA polymerase II transcription regulatory region sequence-specific DNA binding
Source: RefSeq, a predicted model, not a curated record
AUACAAGGGGGACAGACCGAUUCAGUCAAUACUUCAAUACUGUUAUGAAGCGAGAAUGAGUAGCGCAGAAGACAGCGGGAGCAAGUGCUCGUCGGGCCCGAUUUCCAGUUUUACCAUCCAGUCUAUUUUAGGCACGCCGUCCGAUGAGCCGCGCUCCGGGAACAAGGAGCUCUCCAAGGGGCCGCUGCCGCCGCCGCCGCGGAGGCGCUCGCUGUCGGUGUCCUCCGAGGAGGAGUGCAGCGGCGGGGAGGACUCAGCUGACUGCUUCUGCUCCGAUACGGGUCACAGCGAGCCGUGCACCCAGCACCAAGCGCACAACUUCUGUUUAGGUCCCGCUAAAGGACUCCUGUCUGGGAACGACGGGCUCGCACGGCGGCCGCACCUGUCCCAGCCUCUGCUGCAGGAUUAUAAGGAGGAGCAGGAGAGACCGUGCCAUCAAAUGUCACCUCUGUCUGAGGAGAGACAGACGGACGGUGCGGACAAGCAGGGCAACUCGGCCAAGAAGAAGACGCGCACGGUUUUCUCCCGGAGUCAGGUGUACCAGCUGGAGUCCACCUUCGACAUGAAGCGCUACCUGAGCAGCUCGGAGCGGGCCUGCUUAGCCUCCAGCCUGCAGCUGACGGAGACUCAGGUCAAGACGUGGUUUCAGAACAGGAGGAACAAAUGGAAACGGCAGCUUUCCGCUGAACUGGAGGCGGCCAACAUGGCCCACGCCUCCGCACAGACACUAGUGGGGAUGCCGCUGGUUUUCAGAGAUAACUCCUUACUGCGCGUCCCGGUUCCCAGGUCUAUCGCCUUCCCGACGCCCCUGUAUUACCCGGGGAGCAACCUGCCAGCGUUACCUUUAUACAACCUGUAUAACAAAAUCGAGUACUGAUUGACUCUGCUGUAUGUUCACAACUGCAGUCCUCGUAAAAAGAAAGAAAGAAGAAGAAAAAAAAACGCAUUACAAAACAAUACAACAUUCUUAUAAGUGUCUCCACAUAACCCCUGUAUAUUAACUGUAUCACUUUAUUUGUUGAGAAAAUUCUUAUUAUGCAGCAACUGUAUGUCUCACAAGAAAGCAAUCAAGCUAUAUGUAUAAAAUACACCAUGUGUAUAAUUAAUUAUAACAAUUUUGUACUUUUAUUUUAUUUUCUUUAAACUGACAAAAUAUUGGAGCUGAACCUUCAUAUCACAUUGGAGAAACAAAGAUCCCCAAAAAGACUUUUACACACUUUUUAUUCACAGCCUAAUUGGUUUGUCAAACAUAUUCCAAGGCAUCAGUCAUUUUAUUUCAUCUGACAUGGAUCUAAUACUGACAGGAAAAACACAAUUCUUCCAUUUAAGGAAAAAUAUCAUUGUUUCUAUUGUAAUUUAGACCUUCAAUAAUAACCUUCUCAUUCAAUAAAUUUUCUAUUUCAGUGAAAA